AUGACCCAGGAUGCAUCCAAUAGCGUCGAGGAACGUCAGAAGCAGGUGCUGAUGAUCCAAGGGCUCUUCAAGUCCAUGAAAGACCAAGACAUCAUGGGUCUCCUCAAGGAGUGUUUUGCGCCAGAUCUCUUCGAAAGCUCCAUCUCGGGCAUGAAACGAACCAACAAAAGGCCGAUGCUCGACAACACGGACUCGGUCUCGACGCAUGCACGAAUAGAGAUGCCCAUUUCAAGUCCUCCAUUACCUGAUCAAAGCUCCAGGCUCCGUAAUCCCGCCGGCAAUGUACCUGGUUGGGACUCUUCUUCUCCCCAGUCAUCUCAAAGCAUGGACGGGAUUUUCUCUGAUUCGCCAUCUUCUUCGCCACCAUCCUCGCCUAUUCGAGCUCCGAGCGAUUCUCAAGGAGCGAAGAGAACUCACAACGGGGAUAACAUCAAGGCUUCCUCCUCAUCGGCAGCCGCGAGAACAUCUGCGCCCCCCUCAUCUUCGCCAACUGGUUUGAUGGCAUCUCGUUAUGCCUCUCACCAGCCUGCCUCUCUUGUUGCAUUAGGUCCGGGCAUACAAGGUCGACUAAACACUCCCCACCAUACCAAAAAAUGGAAGCCCGUCAGCAAAGGCAUCAAGUCAAACGCGCGCAAAAUCAAGUCAGGCGAUUUUCACGGCCAGAUGUUCACGGAAGUCAUGAAGAAAAUCCAUGAAAGCGAGCGAGAUUACAUAUACUUUCUCAACGACAUGCAUAUGCUGCAGAAGGGACAUCCAGAGUGCGAUCCAGACGUUGUAGACGCGCUAGCCAACUGCGAAUCGAAAAAGCCUCACUUGGCCCGCGAAACAGGCCGCUUAUUCCCACCUGAAAACUUCUGGUUCUGUUUCGGCAUGUACAAGGGCUUGACAUUGGAUCAGGUGAAUAUUAAAUAUAUUCAAGAACAAUUUUACAAUAACAAGGUCAAGGACUGCCGCCCUUGGUUCGAAGAGGCUGCUAGAUUGUACUUGGCACAUUAUAAUGCCCAGCAUCGAUUCUUCGGCGAGCGUCUUCCAUUGUUGCCGCUCGAAUCCGAAAGAGUCAAAAAGUGGAGUAUGUUUAAUACCGAGGCGAAGAGAGAGGAAGACGAGGGGAUCCAGCCCGGGGCUCUGGCUAGGUCAAAGACUAAUGCACCUGGCUUCACCGAUGCAGACAUUGACCAGCUGGUGCAUGAAGCCAAUCAGCCGCACGACACAUCUUCCAACUACAAGGGAAAGGGCGUACUCAAGAGGACGCAUGAUGGCCUGCGCAGGCCUAAUCAGCGUAAGCGCUAG
Messenger RNA from Exserohilum turcica Et28A, 1290 nucleotides. RefSeq lists its product as uncharacterized. The coding region runs from base 1 to 1290 and encodes 429 amino acids. The record is from RefSeq and is a predicted model, not a curated record. The transcript has a single exon. NCBI's taxonomy places the organism in Eukaryota, Fungi, Ascomycota, Dothideomycetes, Pleosporales, Pleosporaceae.